AUGACCCGCUUCCAACGCAUGUACGCUUUCGCCGCAGCACUCGCCUUUGCUGCCAAAAACGCUGCAGGCGCUUUCAAGAUUGGCACUCCAUCUGGUCUAGGCGUCGGCACCACGGGAGGCGCUGGCGGAAAAGUCGUGUACCCCACUUCGAACGCCGAGCUUAUCGCAUACCUGAACGACAUCAGGCCGUUCGUCGUUGUGCUCAACCGAGCUUUUGACUUUCGCGGCACCCAAGGUACGACCACCGAGAUUGGGUGCCGACCGAUCGGAACUCGCAAGUGCAUGGAGCAGAACAACGGCUUCAAGGGCCAAGAUGUGAUCCUUCAGCGAGGUGGCAUGAGCAACACGGGCGGCUGCACCAACGGCACGGAGGUGAUGGUCACGUACGACAACGCUGGAAUCCAACGCCUGCUUGUGAGGGACAACAAGACCAUCCGUGGCAUUGGCAAGAACGGAGUGCUGAUAGGUAAGGGACUGACGCUGCAAAACAACAUCAUUGUCCAGAACAUCCAUAUCACGGAACUAAACCCACACUUGGUGUGGGGUGGCGAUGCGAUUUACAUGGAGGGUUCCAGUGGUGGUACUAUUCCGAACCGCAAAGUUUGGCUCGACCACGUGAAGGUGUCUCGAAUCGGCCGCCAAAUGGUCGUGACGGGCAAGGCUGGUGUGGCUGGAAUGACCAUCACGAACUCGGAAUUCGACGGCAACACGGGCUUUUCGAUGUCGUGCAACGGACACCACACGUGGACCUUCCUGUUCUACGGAAAAAAACACGGACAUCACCAUGCUCAACAAUUACUCGUGCACAUGGUCAACAACUACUGGGGGAAAAACACGGGUCAUUCCAUCGAUGUCGGCUUGAACGGAUACAUUCUCGCUGAGGGCAACCACUUCGACAACACAGCUCUGACCCUCGCAAUCGGUAAAGAGGAAGGCGCGUUGUAUGCAUUCGACCGCACUGUCGGUGCUGACCUCUGCCCACGCUAUCUGGGUCGUCCGUGCGCGGAGAACGUCUUGGUCAGAAGCAGCCACUUGAAGUCGCGCAAUGGGCGCUUGGCUCUUGAGGCGAUGAAGGCGUACCCGAACAUCGUCGACUACAUGUCGAAAACGACGCGCCCUGUCCAUGCGCGCGACUUGGCCAAAAUGCGGGACCAGACGACCGGAAAUUUCGGUGUUGGCAAGUUGGACUGA
Hyaloperonospora brassicae is the source of this 1191-nucleotide messenger RNA. The record is from the annotation of a GenBank genome assembly. Lineage: Eukaryota; Oomycota; Peronosporomycetes; Peronosporales; Peronosporaceae.